AUUUACCAUCAAAUCUGAGUUCAAUCGUUAUAACUUAUACGGCACCCCGCGCCACCACUAUCUUCUUGAAAAAUUCAAAAUUUCCCAUCGAGCAUCAAACAUUCAAACCAAACCAAACCCAAAAGAAAUUAUUGUGGGUUUUCUUUUCCUUUUUCCAAAAUAAAUUUUUAUGAAUUUAGGAACAGCCACGCCAGGCUUUUUCUUAAAGUUUCUUUUUCAACGGAUAUCUUUCUCCUCAAAUUGUUCUAUAUCCGGUUUGAUUUUGGGGACAACCCUGAGCAAUCUUUCAUCGAUCGUCGUCUUAAUCCUGUAACUCGUGCUUUUAGACAGUAGAAAACAAAGACAUCGAUUUUUGCGUAAAACCCUCUUCUACCCUCGUAGAUUUUGGUUUUUUUAUACGUAUUUUCUUUCGUCAAAAUCCCAAAAAUUAAGGGAAUCUUCAGCUGUUCAGGUUGGGAUUUUGUAGCAGAGUUUUUUGAAGGAUUGAAUCUUGCAAUUGGUUCGCGAGAUUGGGGUCGUUGAUUGUUUAAUUCUGAUCAAUUGAUGUUGGAUUGGAUUAGGGUUUAUAGAGUUUUUUCAGCAAUGUCGUUAUCAUCGGCAUUGUUUCAAUUUUGAAGCAUAAUGAUUUUAGUUUAUAUGUUAAUUUAGGGGUUUUUGAAUUCAAUUCGAGAGUGUGGUGUUGUAAUUUCUGAAAAGAUGAUACUUUCUCCACCCCCGGUAGCUCGGAGUUCUUUGGAGGAAAUGCUCGACUCUCUUCGUCGGAGAGACGAGGACGAGAAUCGAGACUUGCCGCCGGCGUUGCCGACACGGCCUACAUCCAAGGCACGCCUCCCUAAGCGACUGCUUCCGGCGAAGCUUGAUGUUGAAUAUGUUGCGCCUCCAGAUUUCACUAACAUCAAAAAGCAAGAUGUCAAAUGUAUUACUGGCAGCGUCUGUCAUUUUGGCCGGAAGAAAGUGACAGCAGCGGCAGCUGUUGGCGAAUCACCAUACACCAUGGCGCCUGUUUGUGAGCAGAGACUGACGGAGGACGGUGGUGCUACCCUUGCUACUCUAUCGAUCUCACAGGAAACUGAUUGGGAAGAUAGUAUUUGUUAUUUCGUUAAGAAGAAACUUCGAGUAUGGUGUAGGCCCCGCAAUGACCAAUGGGAGUUGGCAAAGAUCAAAUCAACCGUAGGAGAUGAAGCAUCUGUUAUGCUUUUGGAUGGAAGUGUGAUGACAGUAUCUACAGCAGAUCUCUUACCUGCAAACCCAGAAGUUCUUGAUGGAGUAGACGAUCUUGUUGAACUUGGUUACCUGAAUGAGCCAUCAGUUCUUCACAAUCUCCAGUACAGAUAUGCUCGUGAUGUAAUUUAUAGUAAGGUGGGCCCCGUCCUAUUAGCAAUCAAUCCCUUCAAAGAUGUUCAAAUUUAUGGAGACGAUUAUGUGACUGCUUAUAGGGAAAAGAUUUUGGAGAACCCUCAUGUAUAUGCUACAGCUGACACUGCUUACAACAAUCUGAUGAAAUAUGGUAGAAACCAGUCUAUUGUUGUUGGGGGUGAAAGUGGAUCUGGGAAGACAGAAACAGCAAAGUUUGCACUGCAAUAUCUGGCAUCUGUUGGAGGUGACAAUUGUGAGAUGGCAUCCAAAAUAACUCAUACCAGUUGCAUUUUGGAAGCUUUCGGGAAUGCAAAAACAUCCCGGAAUUGCAAUUCCAGCCGAUUCGGGAAAUUAAUCGAUAUUUAUUAUAACACAGAGGGGACAGUAUCUGGUGCUUGUAUUAAAACACUUCUUCUUGAAAAGUUUAGAGUAUCUCAAUUAUGUCGUGGAGAACGAUCAUUUCAUAUCUUCUAUCAGAUGUGUGCUGGGGCUCCACCUGCUUUUAAAGAUAGACUGAAUUUGAAAUUGGCAAGUGAGUAUAAGUUUCUGAAUCAGAGUGGGUGUUUGAAAAUCAAUGGUCUUGAUGAUGCCCAUAACUUUGAAAAGCUAAUGGAAGCGUUUGAUGUUGUUGGGAUUCGCCUUGAGGAUCUUGAGCAUGCCUUUGAAUUGCUGUCUGCAAUCUUAUGGCUUGGGAAUAUUUCAUUUACAGUAAUUGAUGAAGAUGAAUAUGUUGAGGUUGUGGCUGAUGAAGCUAGUAGGAGCGCUGCUAAGUUAAUGGGAUGCAAGGUGAAUGACCUGGUGUCUGUUUUAUCUGGCAAUGAUAUGGGCGAACCAUUAACUUUGCAACAGGCAAUUGAUAAAAGAGACGCAUUGGCAAAAUUUGUUUAUGAGAGCUUGUUCAGUUGGGUUGUGGGAGAGCUUAAUAGAUCACUUGAAGGGGACAAAGACAAACAACAUAAUCCAAGGACAAUAAGCAUUCUUGACACUUAUGGGUUUGAGUCAUUUCAGAAAAACAGCUUUUCACAGUUGUGUAUAAAUUAUGCUGAUGAGAGGCUGCAGCAGCACUUCAUUCGCCAUCUAUGUAAGCUUGAACAAGAGGAGUACGAAUUGGAAGGAAUUCACUGGAAAAAGGUAGAGUUCGAAGACAACCAUGAGUGUUUGGAUCUUUUUGAGAAGAAACCUAUGGGACUAAUAUCAAUGCUAGACGAGGGUUCAAAUUCUUCCAAAGCCACUGAUGUAACAUUUACUAAUAAAACUAAACGUCACCUCAGUUCUAAUUCAUGCUUUAGUGUUGAAAAAGGAGCUUUCAAAGUUCGCCAUUAUGCUGGAGAGGUUCAAUAUGAUGCUACAGGGUUCUUAGAACAAAACCGUGAUACUUUACAGUCUGAUAUAAUCCAACUCCUCUCAGCAUCACGUAAAAGUCUCCUUAAUCUUUUUGCCUCUGGUUCACAUGUGCAAAGUGUCGGGGUGAAGUUCAAGGAGCAAUUAUUUAAAUUGAUUCAGCAAUUAGAAAAUUCAAAGGCACACUUUAUCCGAUGCAUAAGACCAAACACCAAGCAACUUCCUGGAAUGUAUGAAAAGGAAUUUGUAUUACAACAGCUUAGAUGCAGUAGAGUCAUGGAAAUUGUACAAAUCUUAAAAUCCAGAUACUCAAUACGCCUUACACAUCAAGAAUUCGCUAACCGGUUUGGGUGUCUUUUAUCGGAGAACAUUAUCUGUAUGGAUCCACUGAGUACAUCACUUGCUAUUUUACAACAGUAUCGUGUCCCUCCACAUACGUAUCAAGUUGGAUAUACAAAAUUCUUUUUCCAAGAACAGGUUGAUGUAUUGGAGAAUAAUAGACAAGAAGUUGUGGAAGGUACACGUGAAGUGGAAAACAGCUUCCUUGGUGGCCGAGUUCUUCUUGAUUUACAUGAAUUGAAGUUUGGAGUUGUGACAUUGCAGUCAUUUGUUCGUGGUGAGAAUGCAAGAAGGGAGUAUGGUGUUUUAAAGAGUCUUAAUAAGCAGCUUGCAACAAGUUCACUUGAUGAGCAUUUAACAGCAGUUGUACAUCUACAGUCAUUUGUUCGUGGCUGGUUGACUCGAAGGUAUUUUAAUCACUUACAAAGAUGGAAGAAGUUGGCUGUUGAUGGUUCUAAAAGCAGGUCAAGGUCUCACACUGGAAAUUCAGAAUCCAAGGGUUUAUCACAGGAAAAUAUGCCGAUUCUGCCACAAAAUGUUGAAGAGCUGCAGAGGCGAGUGGUGAGGGCGGAAUCGUCUUUGAGCGAAAGAGAGCGUGAAAAUACUGCAUUGAGGGACCAAAUUCGACAAUUUGAAAUGCGGUGGUCAGAAUAUGAAACUAAAAUGAAGGCAGUAGAGGAGAUGUGGCAAACUCAGAUGGCAUCUUUACAAAUGAGUCUUGCUGCAGCUAAAAAGACUCUUGGUUCAGACAUGUCUGAAGGGCAACAAGGAAAGCCAGAGGGUUCACUUUCGCCGUAUUAUGAUUCCGAAGACAAUAUCUCCGGAAUCCAAACUCCGGUGCAAGUUACCCCCGCCAGAAUCGGAAUCAAUAAACGGGAAUCCAACGCCAAUGGCGUUGUCUCGGACACCAUCGAUCACUUGUCCAAGGAGUUUGAACAAAAAAAGCAGGUUUUCGAUACCGAUGCUAAAGCUGUUAUAGACGUGAAGCCGGGCCGCCCGCCUUCUGCAAAGCAAAUCGAAGAGUAUAAAAGUUUAAAAAAGAGAUUCGAGAUGUGGAAAAAAGAGUACAAACAGCGGUUGCGGGAGGCCAAAGCGAGACUCAUGAAGGGUGUACAUCCAGAAAGUGAGGGUGGCGGUGACGGCGGCGGUUGUGGUGGCGGAGGAGGCGGCGGCGGUGGUGGUGGUGGUGAUAAGCGGGGUAAACAUUGGUGGGGGAAAUUAAGCAAGAGAGGGAAAGAUAAAGAGAGGAUAGUGUGAUGUUAUUACAUACUUUGCCCUAUGUGUAUGGA
Molecule: messenger RNA, 4325 nt
Organism: Lactuca saligna
Lineage: Eukaryota; Viridiplantae; Streptophyta; Magnoliopsida; Asterales; Asteraceae
Source: the annotation of a GenBank genome assembly